GCCCACGAGCCAAAGGUUUGUGUGUUUAAAGUCGGCUUCAACGCCAGGACACUCAGUCUGGGACGGUCAGUCUGGGACGGUCACCCGUGAUCCGACAUGAAGGUCCAGCUCCUGCUCGUCUGCCUGGUCCUGGCAGCGUUCGUCCUCCCUGCAGAAAUGAAACGUGGAAAACACAAACACAGACAUUCGUCAUCAGCGCCUGAACGACACCGAGGACGACAUAAGAAGACGGAACGGUUUGAGGACAUCAUCCGAGACUUAAUCUUUCAGUUUAUAAACGAUGAUGAAGAUGAUGAUGAUGACCACGGUGGUCUGGACUGGCUGUUUGAUCUGCAAGACCCAGAAGGCCAGUGUAACCCAAACCCCUGCUUCAACAACGGUGUGUGUGAGGAAAAGGCCAAAAGGAAAUACAAAUGUGACUGUCCCAAACCCUUCAAAGGGAAGAGGUGUGAGAAAGGUCCUAAAGCCUGUAAAAGAGGCCGUUGUGGGCGUGGUGAAUGUGUGCUGACGUCGACGCCCCCGUUCUAUGAGUGUAAAUGCAAGGCACCGUUCCAACCUCCCAACUGUAGGAGCUACUCUGUGUGCGAUCCAAACCCGUGCAGAAACGGUGGACGCUGCGUUCAGGACGGGAACGACUUCGACUGUGACUGUCCUCGGGGCUUCAGAGGACGCUUCUGCCAUGUCGGUCCAAACGACUGCUUCGUGGAGGACGGGGAGUCGUACCGCGGUAACGUGAGCGAGACGGACGACGGUUCUGAGUGUCUGUUCUGGAACUCCCACUUCAUCCUGGAGAACGGAGCCGACCCCUUCAACUCCUACGAGGACCAGGACGGACUGGGACCGCACAACUUCUGCAGGAACCCAGACGGGGACUCCAUGCCCUGGUGUUUCUACAGGAAGGGACGAAAACUACUGUGGGACUACUGCGACGUCCUGGAGUGUGCAGAGACCACCGACGUGUCUCCGACAUCAGAUCCAGAUCCAACAGAACAUUCAACAAACGCACCCGAGACCCCUCAGACCCCCGAGACCCCACAGACCCCACAGACCCCACAGACCCCACAGACCCCCCAACCCACCCAACCUGGAUCUGAACCUGAACCUACCACAGAACCCACCGCCACCGAGUCCCCGUCCCAGAGUCCUACCCUGACCCCCACCCAGACCGCCACAGCCCUGCCCACAGCCCCGCCCACCACCGCCCCGGCCCCGCCCCCUCGGUUCCUCACUUGUGGACGACCUCAACCUAAGAAGCAGAUCACACGGAUCUAUGGGGGCCUGAAGGUCCCGCCUGGGGCCCUGCCCUGGCAGGCCUCGGUCCAGGUCAGACCAGGGGGGUCCAGCGGCCCCUACAGACACAUCUGUGGGGGGGUGGUCAUCGACAGCUGCUGGGUGUUGACCGCAGGACACUGCAUAGAACCGCAGAAGGACAUGCAGGUGGUUCUGGGUGGGCAGAACCUGGACCACACCGAACCCACAGAGCAGGUUCUGACGGUGGAGCGGGUCAUCAGACACCCAGACUACCGAGAAACACCUGUGGCUGUUUACAACGACAUAGCUUUGUUGCGUCUGAACGGAGCCGAUGGAGUUUGUGCCAACGAGACUCAGUUUGUGAAGUCAGCCUGUCUGCCUGACGCCGCACUGCCUGAUGGGAAGGAAUGUACCAUCUCUGGGUGGGGGGCCACCGAGGAAUCUCAGUUGGGCUCUACCCACCUCCUGGAUGCCAGAGUUCUUCUCAUAAAUCAGGACAAAUGCAGCGAGGCGGACGUUUACGGCAGCGUCCUGGACAUGAGCAUGUUCUGCGCCGGACACCUGCAGGGGGGCGUGGACUCCUGCCAGGGGGACUCUGGUGGUCCUCUUACCUGUGUGGACCAGGGGGUCCAUGUGGUCUAUGGUCUGGUCAGUUGGGGGGACCAGUGUGGGAAGAAGAACAAACCUGGGGUCUACACCAGGGUCACCCACUUCCUGGACUGGAUCCGGGUCCAGACAGGUCUGACGCCGCCUGCAGCUGUUUAGAUGCCAGCAUCAUGUGGACCAGGACCUGGACCUGGACCUGGGUCCUGAACCGAGCCUGUUGGACUCAGAUCUGUUGUAUUUUUCUAUUCUAUGAAAAAAUA
This is a messenger RNA of Sphaeramia orbicularis (orbiculate cardinalfish), 2117 nucleotides long. RefSeq names its product hyaluronan-binding protein 2. Bases 97 to 2016 code for a protein of 639 amino acids. Gene Ontology annotation, molecular function: calcium ion binding; serine-type endopeptidase activity. NCBI's taxonomy places the organism in Eukaryota, Metazoa, Chordata, Actinopteri, Kurtiformes, Apogonidae. Gene Ontology annotation, biological process: proteolysis. The record is from RefSeq and is a predicted model, not a curated record. The transcript is spliced from 13 exons.